Molecule: messenger RNA, 3099 nt
Organism: Lodderomyces jiufengensis
Lineage: Eukaryota; Fungi; Ascomycota; Pichiomycetes; Serinales; Debaryomycetaceae
Gene: VPS34
Product: phosphatidylinositol 3-kinase
Exons: 1
Coding region: 1-3099 (1032 amino acids)
Biological process (GO): endocytosis; phosphatidylinositol-mediated signaling; autophagosome assembly
Cellular component (GO): peroxisome; phosphatidylinositol 3-kinase complex, class III, type II; cytoplasm
Molecular function (GO): 1-phosphatidylinositol-3-kinase activity
Source: RefSeq, a predicted model, not a curated record
AUGACUACUUUAUCACAACCGCAAGAUACAACACUACCCAAAACCAAAAUCUCCACAACUUACGGCUUAUCAAAAGAUUUAUCACAACAAAUAAUUAUAAAAAUAUGUUAUUUAGAAACUACAUUAUCAAAUGAAGAAUUAAACUUAUCAAAACUAUCAGAAAAGUUUCAAGAUCCUUCAAAAUUCAAAAAACUCUCCCAAAUAUACAAGUUUCUGGAUUUAUUCGUUAAAGUUGAAAUUUUCGAUGGUAAAAAUAAUAAUUUAUUAAGUAUACCUAUACAAACUUCAUAUAAAUCAUUCAAUAAUAAAAAGAGACAAUGGAAUCAAUUUUUGAAAUUAUUUAUUAAUUAUAAUCAAGUCAAUUAUGAGAGCUACUUGAAGUUUACAAUUUGGGAGAUAAUUGAUACUAAACCUGCUUUGUUUGGGUAUGGAUUUUUAAGUUUAUUUAACGACAAUACUUCAACUUUAAGAAAGGGGUCUCAAAAAGUACCUAUAUUUACGAACCAAGAAGAUUUGGAAAAAAAUGAAAAAAAUAUAAAUUAUGGAGAUCAAAUUGGUUUAACUGAUUUAGAAAAAGAUUUGAUCAAAUAUGAAAAUGGAGAGUACCCUAGAAUUAACUGGUUAGAUAAAUUAUCAUUACCUAAAAUCAACGAAAUGAUAUCAAAUAGUACAAACAAUAAUAAAGAUUAUGAUUAUUACUUAUAUGUUGAAUUACCACAAUUUGAAUUUCCUAUAGUUUAUUCAGAUAUAAAAUUCGAUGUACCAACAAUAGAACCAAUUCAUGAAUCAAAUAUAAAUAUUCCACCAAUUAAUACAAUGAGUAAAAUAUUAAAUUCAAUAGAUAUUCCCAAAUCAACAUCACAAGAUCACUCAAAAGCCAAGAUUUUUGAUCCUGAUUUUCAAAUAACUUCAAAUACUUCAGCUACUCCUAGUAACAAUCAACCUAAUUCAAAUAAUAAUAUAUUAGAUCCAAUUGAAUUAAAAUUUCAUAAACUAGAAAGAAAUAUAAAUAAUAAUUCAAUAAUUGACAAAGAUUUAAAACCAUCACCACAAUUACGUGAUGAACUUUUAAAAAUUUUAUUAAAACCAUCAAAUGCAGAAUUAAAUGAUAAUGAAAAAAAUUUAAUGUGGAGAUUUAGAUAUUAUUUUAGUAAAAAUAAUUCAAAUGAAUCAAAUGCAAAAUCAACAACCACCACCAAGUCAUUCUUACCAAAAUUUUUAAAAUCUAUUAAUUGGGAAAAUGAAUACGAAUUGGAUCAUACUUUUAAAGAAAUACUACCAUUAUAUUGGAGUGUAGAUAAGAUACAAAUUGGUGAUGCUUUGGAAUUACUAGGUAAUUAUUUUAAUCCUUAUAUAUUGGGGAAAUCAGUUAUGCCUUUGGAAAGUAAUGAAAAUUCACUUAAGAAGGAUAUGAAAUUAAAAGAUGAUGAGAUUAGUUUUCAAAAAAUAUUUGAUAAUGUUUGUUACUUGAGAAAAUUAGCAGUUGAAAGAUUGAAAUUAGCAAGUUCUGAAGAGUUAUUAUUGUACUUAUUACAAUUAGUUCAAGCUUUGAAAUAUGAAUCAUUGAUUUAUCAAGAUCUUUAUAACGAAAGCGAAGAAGAAUCGGAGUUGGACUGUAUGAAAUUACCACUUGCGAAUUUCUUGAUUGAAUCUGCUGUUGAGAAUGAAAAAUUAGGUAAUUUCUUUUAUUGGUAUGUUAAAGUUGAAAAUGAAGAUUUGUUAAACGUUGAUGGAAGUACAAGUAAUUCAAUAUAUGGAAUAAUACUAAAUAAAUAUAUUGAAUCUUUGAAAAUUUAUUGUCAUGAACAUAAAUUACCUUAUUAUAAACACUUAAAAAAACAAAUUUGGUUUAUUAAAAAAUUAACAAAUUUAGUUGAGUUAUUAAGAUCAUCUUUUAAAAAAAAUGAAUCAACUGCUAAAAAAAUUGAAUUUUUAAGGGAAUAUUUAUCAGCAACCACAAACGAACUAAAUAAAUUCCCAGAACCUUUUCCCUUACCAUUAGAUCCAUCAAUAAUGGUAUGUGGUUGUUACCCUGAAGAAUCAUCAGUUUUCAAAUCUUCAUUAGCACCAUUGAAAAUUACUUUGAAAACUAUAGAAUACAAGAAAAAAUCAGGUAGUCAUCAUACAACAUCACAAAUUUUCGGUCAAAAAUCUAAAAAAUAUGGUAAAUACCCAUUAAUGUUUAAAAUUGGUGAUGACUUAAGACAAGAUCAGUUAGUUAUUCAAAUUAUUAAUCUUAUGGAUCAACUAUUGAAAAAUGAAAAUUUGGAUUUAAAAUUAACACCAUACAAGAUUUUAGCAACUAGCCCUGUUGCUGGGUUAAUUCAAUUUGUGCCUAAUGAAACAUUAGAUUCAAUAUUAUCCAAAAAUAAUCAAAUCAAUUCAAAUACAAACACUGCUAAUACAAUUUCAACUGCAUCUACUUCCCCACAAGUUUCUACUAAUGGGAUAUUAAAUUAUUUGAGAUUACAUAGUCAUGAUCAACAAAUAAUUGAACCCAUUUCCAAAAGUGUAUUAAAUUCAUCAACACCAACAACUUCAAUUUCAAAACAACCAAAACAAGCAAUAACUUCAGAUUUAGGAGUAUCUCCCAUAUUAAUGGAUAAUUAUGUAAAAUCAUGUGCUGGUUAUUGUGUUAUAACAUAUAUCUUGGGUGUUGGUGAUAGACAUUUAGAUAAUUUAUUAUUAUCACCUAAUGGAAAAUUUUGGCAUGCUGAUUUUGGAUAUAUUUUAGGUAGAGAUCCAAAACCUUUCCCACCAUUAAUGAAAUUACCUAUACAAGUUAUAGAUGGAAUGGGUGGAUUAGAUCAUGAAAAUUAUAAUAUUUUUAAAAAUUAUUGUUUUAUAACUUAUCAAACUUUAAGAAAAAAUUCAAAUUUAAUUUUAAAUUUAUUUCAAUUAAUGUGUGAUGCAAAUAUACCAGAUAUUAAAAUUGAUUCAACGAGAGUAUUGGAAAAAGUUGAAGAGAAAUUUUGUUUGGCUAUGAAUGAAGAAGAAAGUAUUUUACAUUUUCAAAAUCUAAUUAAUGAUAGUGUUAAUGCCUUUUUGCCUGUUGUUAUUGAUAGAUUACAUAGUUUGGCUCAAUAUUGGAGGGCUUAG